This is a messenger RNA of Lathyrus sativus (Indian pea), 744 nucleotides long. Lineage: Eukaryota; Viridiplantae; Streptophyta; Magnoliopsida; Fabales; Fabaceae. The record is from the annotation of a GenBank genome assembly.
AUGAUCCAACCAGUUCUCAAAGAAGAUCGGUGUCCUGUCUAUGCUGUUACAACAGAUGGAAAACCCAUCUACACCUAUAAAAUAGAUGGCCACUUCAUUUGGGAUGUUGAUCCAACAAGAUGUGACCCAGAUUGUGACUGCUGGAUGCACGACAAUGAUAUUGAACGAGAUAUCAUUCUUCCCAAAACAAAGAAAAAGGGAAGGUGUAAACCCUCGCCACCUCCUCAAAGAAGACCUGAUCCAGAUAAUGGUCCAUGGGUAGGAAUCCAUAGAAAAAAGAAACCCCUCUGUAUCUACGAGGAAGGACUUAAAAUCCUCAGGAAAGAAGGAUUGUUACCUCCGGAUGAUCCGACUCUUAUUACAUGGUCACCAACAGACCAUUGUAAACCGCUACAUCCUCCAGAUGUUGCUCAGCCAAUUCCUUGCUUUAUGUAUUCAACCAAAACUUCAGAGUACGACCGACAAUUUCCUGCUUCAGAAAGAAAAAUGGAUCCAAUCACAGGCAGAACAUCCAAACCCUUUAUUCAUCCGAGUGAAGUCCAGCCCUAUGGGAAGCUUAAAACUUUAACUCAGGCUGAGGAAGUUUUGAAUUGGCAAUCUGAAAACAUGGUUUCUCAAAAUGAAAUUCUUCAAAACCUUGACAAAAAGGUAGAUAAGAUUGCUGAAAAAAUAGACGAGACAGGUGAAGAUCUCAAGGUUUUAUCCCAAAAAAUGCAGAAACAUUACAGAAGCUUGAAAGCCUAA